GCAAACUCCAUAAAGAACGUCGAUAAAUGUCACGCGCUUUACGGAAGUGACAACCCAGUUGAAAACAUUGUCGAAAAGAUCGACCGAGAAAAAUCGAACGAAAGUUCGACCUAUAUUCGUAGGCCAAUAACUGAUAGAUAGUCCACGGCAAAUCCAGCUUAUGGACUUGAUUAGUACGACUUCUGAGCGGCUCAUUUAAUAUUUGAACAAUGCAAUAGAAUUUUCCAAUAGUGCAUAUGUUACUUGUAUCGAAGUACAUUGUAUAGCGACAUAAUAUAUUUGAAUAUUUGAGGUUCUUGAUCUGAACGAUAUUCUGCGGAAAAAAUCUGGAGCGGUCACAGGUCCCCUGUAAGGCGACACAGAUUUCGACACCAAAGCGCGGGGAGGGAAUCGAGGGUGUACUGUUCCAACUGGGGUGUAUACCCCGGGGGGGUCCACUUGCAUCAAAAGCCCCUCGAGGCCCCCUCAACAUAUGCAUUUUCACUCGACCACCACAAACAAAUGAUACCUACAAUUCUGAUCGGUUUAUUCGUCGGAUUUUGUGAUGGUUUACGUGGACCUCAUCAUCCACGAAGUCCUGUCUCUCAUCACCAUUAUGUCCCCCAGAAAGAUGUUAAAAUAACGCAAGAUGCACAACUACUACAGGAUGCUACCCACUUAAAAGAAGACAUAGGAUCAAUGGCGGAUCAAUUGGACUUUUCGAACAUGACUGAACAAGAAAUCGAAUUCCAUUACUUCAAAGUUCACGAUAUCGACAAUAAUGCUAAAUUGGAUGGAUUAGAAAUUCUCUAUGCGAUUCAACAUACGUUUCACGAGAACAGACUCGCCAAUACUGAACGUGAAAGUUCGAGUGAAGAUACCAGAACCAUGGAUUACGAAGAUGAUUUGCCUUGGAUCAUAGAACUUGUAGACAGAGUACUGAGGGAAGAUGACUUAGAUCAUGAUGGAUACCUUGGAUAUAUUGAGUAUGUACUUGGAAGACAAAGAGAUCAUAUUGCUCAAGCAAAACGGAAUAACAAAUUGGAGAAUUAAAAGCACAUCUAGUACAACGCCUUUGGCCGAUGAAAUAAUUAAUAGAAUCCUGUAUAACAUAUAAAUUUAUGUCAAAAACAUACGAAAAACAAGACCUUUUGUUUCUUUCUAAUUAAUUGAUUUGUAACAAUUGUCUUCAACUAAAAUGUACAAAAACUGUAAUUUUUAAUACAAUCCAUUUUAAUCUGCAAAA
Molecule: messenger RNA, 1225 nt
Organism: Bombus impatiens (common eastern bumble bee)
Lineage: Eukaryota; Metazoa; Arthropoda; Insecta; Hymenoptera; Apidae
Product: multiple coagulation factor deficiency protein 2 homolog
Exons: 7
Coding region: 502-1032 (176 amino acids)
Source: RefSeq, a predicted model, not a curated record